AUGCUCAUCUUUAAAGAGUUUGCAAAGAUUAAAAAAUCUGUUGAAGCAAAAAUUGGGUUCGCCCAUAAAGACAGACUUCACAAAUUCCUCGACCACCAUGUGGUUAUAGAUGGCUCGAGCGAACAACGCAUACAAGCUUUUAAGAAAACGUUCCACGGAAGAAGCUGCCGGAUAAGAGAGAUUGUCGAAGAUUCGGUAACUACUUCUCCUUGGAGAUGCAGUCAAAAUGCCGUUAUUCUUCAAACUUUGAAAGGUUUGCAAAUUGAUCAAGAGCUUGUCGAGCCUAAAGAGUUGCUCACCUUAAGAAUUACUAAAGAUUGCUUUAUAAUCCUAGAAAAACCACCAAUCGCAGAUGUUGUGUAA
This is a messenger RNA of Arabidopsis thaliana (thale cress), 363 nucleotides long. RefSeq lists its product as uncharacterized. The record is from RefSeq and is marked reviewed. The coding region runs from base 1 to 363 and encodes 120 amino acids. NCBI's taxonomy places the organism in Eukaryota, Viridiplantae, Streptophyta, Magnoliopsida, Brassicales, Brassicaceae. The transcript has a single exon.